CAUUGAUCCAGAUCUGAAUGUGGACCUGGAUUUAAUCGGUUCGUUCCACAGGCCUGAAAGUUCUGUGUGUUUUAACCUUUAAAAAUCCAUGAAUGAGUCUGAACGUGGUACAGGUGUGUGACAUCAUCAGGCGUUCAAUCCUCAGUAUGAGAUUGGAUCAUUGUCUCUUUGGGGACACUGAGCCCAUCUGCAAGUUUCACAUUUGAAUAAAAAGUCUUUCUCUUCAGGGCUGGUUGUGGCUCCUCCCCCACCCCCCCAACUUCUGCUUUGACUCAUCGCAUCUCGUGGUUUAACGGACACAAAGUCAACACAGCUCAGACUGAGAGACGCUGCUGAGACGAGGAGUCCACCGACUGUCACUGAAUGACUUCAUCGACAUAAACAAGUAUCUGAUCACAUGACCUCCAUGGAUGACAUCAUGAACAUCACAAUGUUCACCACAGAGGACCCAUCCUCUUUCAGCCCCUCCCCCACCACCGACGUGGACUACAGCGACUACGAGGACCUGAUGUGUGACCGGGAAUCAGUGCGGCUGUUCAGGGGUCAGUACGAGCCGCCACUCUUCUGGAUGAUCGCUCUGGUGGGUGGAGCAGGGAACCUGGCCGUGGUGUGGAUCUACCUGAACUUCCGCCGGCGGCUGAAGACCAUGUCGGACGUGUACCUGCUGAACCUGGCGGUGGCCGACCUGCUUUUCCUGUUCACGCUGCCCCUGUGGGCUGUUGAGGCAUCGCAUGGCUGGAGCUUCGGCUCCACGAUCUGCAGGCUGACCUCCACAAUCUACAAGGUGAACCUGUUCAGCAGCAUGAUGCUGCUCACCUGCAUCAGUGUCGACCGCUACAUCGUCAUUGUACAGACCACCAAGGCGCAAAACUCAAAGAUGGAGCGCCGCCGGCACAGCCGGCUGGUGUGCCUGGCAGUGUGGCUACUGGCCCUGCUGCUCGCGGUGCCCGAGCUCAUGUACGCCACCAUUGCAAAGACAGACUCGCAUCAGAACUGCAGGAUGGUGUAUCCCGCUCACCUUGGCAACAGCACCAAGAUCCUGGUGCUGUUGCUGCAGGUGAGCAUGGGCUUCUGCUUGCCUUUCAUGAUCAUGGCCUUCUGCUACAGCAUCAUUGUUGCCACGCUGCUCAAGACCCGAAACUUCCAGAAGCACAAAGCCAUGCGCGUCAUCCUGGUGGUGGUGGUGGUAUUCGUUGUGUCACAGCUGCCCUACAACGGCGUGCUGGUGAUGCAGGCGGCGCAGGCCUCUAACAUGACCAUGACCGACUGUGAGGAGGUGAAGCGCUUCAACAUGGUGGAAGAGGUCCUGAAGAGUCUGGCCUACAUGCACGCCUGCCUCAACCCUUUCCUCUACGCCUUCAUGGGCGUGCGUUUCCGCAAGGAUGUGCUGCGGCUUCUGCGCUGCUGCAGUUGCCAAUCACAGCCCCACAAAAGUCAGCUGAGUAAGACCAGCAAGAGUCCUCUGGGCUCAACCAGAGCCUCGGUGAUGUCAGACAGCGACACCUCGCAGGCCCUGUCCCUGUAGACACGCCACGGAUACUUCCUGUUUGUGCUGCAGCAGCUGUCAUGGCAACAGAGGAGUGAAAUCACCCAUCAAUCCUCAUUACUCCCCAUCACUCCUUAUCACGCCCCAUCACUCCCCGUCACGUCCCAUCACUCUCCCAUCACUUUUCAUUACACCCCAUCACUCCUUAUCACUCCUCAUCACUCCCCAUCACUCCUCAUCACUCCUCAUCACUCCCCCAUCACUCCUCAUCACUCCCCAUCGCUCCUCAUCACUCCUCAUCACUCCCCAUCACUCCUCAUCACUACCCAUCACUCCUCAUCACUACCCCAUCACUGCCCCAUCACUCCUCAUCACGCCCCAUCACUCCCCAUCACUACCCCAUCACUGCCCAAUCACUCCUCAUCACUCCCCAUCACUCCUCAUCACUCCCCAUCACUCCCCAUCACUCCUCAUCACGCCCCAUCACUCCUCAUCAUUCCCCAUCACUGCCCCAUCACUCCCUCAUCUCUUAAUCCAGUCUCACUUCAAUUUAGCUUCAAGCUGCUUUGAAAUCCUUGAAUGAAGGUCUUGAAUGUAGAAUCCUGACAUCCUCAAACUUCUUUCCAGAAAAUUUUCCAGGACUUCCUCAAGACAUUCCAGGACUUUGUCAGGACUUUCUCAAGACAUUGCAGGACUUUUCAGGACAUUUCCAGGACUUUUCAGGACUUUCCCAAGACUUUCCUGGAUUUUUCCAGGACUUCCCCAGGACUUUCUCAGGGCCUGCGUUUAUGUUAAAUGUGAAAUUCUUUUUUGCCACAAACUGUGUGAUUUUUAGCCGCUGUUAUUGAAGAGUGUUGGGUCAUGUGACCUCCUCACAUUUUGACUGUGUUGCAGCUUCCUGUUUGAACAGGAAACACAUCACAUGAAGGAAGUAAGGAGGAGCCUUAAACUGAGCCAAUGCUGCAUCUCUGUCAGAUCAUGUGAUUUUAUAUCUGUUCUGUUUGUUUAAUGAAAGCUGAACAUUCAUUCAUAGAGAAGUCAUCUGUUACUGUCAGACACCACUGAACAGCGCUGCUAACACAUGCUAACAGAUGCUAACAGAGGCAGUAGGAUGCUAACAUGGACAUUUAUAUCCGCGGAUGUUUUCUGUUGUAAAUAGUUUUUGUAGCUGUUUUUGGUUCAUGUAUGUAAACAUAUGGUCUCAGAAUGAAGUGAAUGUAAAUGUUUCUUUACAUGUUCAAAUAUUAAAGUGUGUGUCAAACAAA
Messenger RNA from Seriola aureovittata, 2751 nucleotides. RefSeq names its product chemokine (C-C motif) receptor 9a (gene ccr9a). Gene Ontology annotation, cellular component: membrane. The coding region runs from base 398 to 1525 and encodes 375 amino acids. The record is from RefSeq and is a predicted model, not a curated record. Gene Ontology annotation, molecular function: C-C chemokine receptor activity. Gene Ontology annotation, biological process: chemotaxis; immune response; inflammatory response. The transcript is spliced from 3 exons. NCBI's taxonomy places the organism in Eukaryota, Metazoa, Chordata, Actinopteri, Carangiformes, Carangidae.